Acaromyces ingoldii is the source of this 1775-nucleotide messenger RNA. RefSeq lists its product as hypothetical. The record is from RefSeq and is a predicted model, not a curated record. The transcript has a single exon. Lineage: Eukaryota; Fungi; Basidiomycota; Exobasidiomycetes; Exobasidiales; Cryptobasidiaceae. Gene Ontology annotation, molecular function: hydrolase activity, acting on carbon-nitrogen (but not peptide) bonds. The coding region runs from base 111 to 1373 and encodes 420 amino acids.
UGCUAUCCUAUAUCUAGACCGCACAGACCGAACGCCAUCCUAGCAUUAGAUCUCUAAGGCUCUUCUUUCCCCCUACAACAAGCCUCGCACUCCUCUCAAGACACCCUAGGAUGCGAUAUACGCUGCUGGUGCAAACUCUGAUCGCGUGUGCGCUUCUGUGGCACGCCACAGCGUGCCCAUUACACGUCCGCGACGAGGGCAGCACGCCCCUAGUCAAUCACAGGCGCUCAGCUCCCAUCGCAAGAUGCAACAAGACGGCCAUUGAGGAUGUCAGCAUCUUCAAUGGCUCGCACUUUGAGCCCGAGCAGACCGUCUGUCUGGAAGGCGGCUACAUUGUCCAGACUGGCGCGUGCGCCAACCGAACCGUGACGGUCAAUGGCACGGGCAAAUACCUCAUUCCGGGCCUUUUUGACAGCCACAUCCACCUCACUGAUGUGCAGUCGCUCGAGAACUUUACCUCGUACGGCGGCACCACGGCGAUGCACAUGAACUGCAAGAACUACACGCAGUGCGCCAUCAUGGCCAACCAGCCCGGUCUCGCCUCCUUUGUCUACGCCGGCCGCUCCGCUGUCGGCAACGGGAGCCUGCACGAGGCAAACGACCCGACCCGUCCCAAAGACACGCUGAUCUACCCCGAUACAAACGUGUCGCAGUUUGUCGCAUGGCAAUUUGGCAACGGCAGCGACUUCCACAAGAUCACGGCCGAAGUCAAUGGCCCUUCUGUGCAGCAGCAGAUCGACAUGGUCAAGACGGCCCACUGCCAGUACUUGAAGCAGACAAUGACGCAUGCCUCGGCUGUGACAGCGUACGAGCAGGCCGUCGAGUCUCUGACUGACGGCAUCCAGCAUGUCCCCGAUGAUGGCAUCCUCGACGAUGCCCUCAUCCAGACGAUCAAGCGCCAGGGCCAGUUUGUCACGCCCACACUCAACGUGUUCGAGUACGCAUACACAGACCCGGUCCUCCAGCAGUACUUUCACGUCGAGCCCAACAGCAACCGCAGCCUCUCCCAUGCACAGACUAAUGCCCAGCGGCUGUACCAAGCAGGGAUUCCCAUGAUCGCCGGCACGGACUCCGUUGGCUCGCUUGUCCAAAAUGGGACCACGAUCGAGGUUCCCUUUGGCCUGACGGUGCACUACGAGAUGCAGAACCUGGUCAACAUCGUCGGCAUGUCGCCCGCGGAAGCCAUCAACGCGGCCACCCGAGAGGCAGCGCGGUGGCAUCGCCUCAUGGAUCGGGGUACCAUUGAGGUGGGCAAGAAGGCCGAUCUAGUGCUCUUGAAAUCCAACCCUCUGGCAAACAUCUCCAACACGCUGGACAUCGAGAGCAUCUGGGCUGGAGGAAUGCAGGUUGUCCAUGUCACAAGAAAGGCGUAGAUACAUCUUGAGUCAUCCUGCCCUUUACUUCAAGAGAUGCAUAUACCGCGAAGCACGCCUCUUUUUGACUUGCCGUCUUCCAUACACCUCGUGUACAGUCUCUUGGCAAUGUUCAAUGAGCUAUAAACACUUUGAGGUCUUAGCAAUCCGUUAUUUCGAGCUAGAUCAUGCCACAAAUCACUACUGGACUGCCUCGACGUCGCGUUUCUUCACAUCGAGGAAGAAGUCGUACUGGCUCGAGAACCAAGACGACUUCACGUACCAUGACUCGGAGUCCAGCACCCCAUCGGAACCCCUGCCCUGCUUGUAUUUGUGCGGCGAGCCGGGGCCUCUGGGUGUGAUGGAAAAGUGGUAGGUCCAGAAGAGGUAGGGGAUGACUUUCGUCAUCUCCAUGAUGGAGAU